Moneuplotes crassus is the source of this 613-nucleotide messenger RNA. NCBI's taxonomy places the organism in Eukaryota, Ciliophora, Spirotrichea, Euplotida, Euplotidae. The record is from the annotation of a GenBank genome assembly.
AUUAAAUAUGAGUCGUAAAACUAAAAUGAAUGCGUCAAAACAGUUUCAUAAGCUUAAUGGGAGCCAGAGAGAAGUUAAAUCCAAACUUCCUCAUUUAAAUGAAAGCUCAUUUAUAAAGAAAGCAAGAAUCAGAUACUUUAGUCCUGAUGCAAGAGAGGAGGUUAAAUCAUUGCCUUUAUUAGAACAAUGUGAAUAUUGCUCAACAUCAAUAAAUUGAGCAUGAAAGAGAGCAACUCUACUACAGUAUAAAGUUUACAAGAGAUGAGAUGGCAAGGUCUUAGAUAUGAAAGGGGGUCCCCUCGUUGCCAAAAAGAUACUAAUUUCAAAGUUAAAAACCAUAAGAAAACUCAAAAUGAUCGAUUUCCAAAAUCAUCAGAAGGCUCUCACACUUCCUCUUCAACCUUUUAUUCACAAAUCUCCUGAACCAAGAUCAGCUGCUUUCCUUUUAACAUCACCGAGAUCUCCAAGGUCACCUCAUUUUAUCCAAAGAGGGCAAAAUAGAUACUCCUACAAGCAGAAUCAUAAAACAGAUAAGAAGCUGAAGAUUUUAGAGAUACUAUCAAUUUGAAGCAAGUCGAAAUCACUUAUGAAAAAUAUUAAAAAGAGAUAAACU